ACUUGAGCUGUCAAACCGCCUCCGACGGGCACCCGGCUUGAACGCUCCUACUUCAAUCGCUGCAACUCGCGAUCGUAUCGUAGUGCGUACUCAGUGACUCACAAUCUGUGCGUGAUUUUGUAAUAUCGUAUGACGGAAUUGACUCGAAGGAGAUGAACGGCAGUACGACGACGGUGAAUAGUGGCGCCGUCAAUAGUUCCAAUGGAGCCCUCAAUGGUAUUGGUGCUGCUCCACGUACGGCUACACUCGGAACUCCUAGCAGUUACGCGUAUACUUCCAGCGGUUCGCUGCUUGGCCGCGGAGGUUCCGCCAGGCCUGUUCCACCGCCAACUUUGCCUAAAUAUAGCGGAUCAUUCAGUGCAGGUAGCACGACAGGUCUGCGAGAACGGGAUAGAGAGGGUACAGGGGGUUCACAUCGCUUAGCUAGUUUGGAAAGAUUGGCUUUACGGCAGAGAAUUAUCGAACAAAGUUCAAACAAUCAGGUGUCGAAUUUGACAUCCCUUAAUAACAACACCGGCGCAAGCAAUAGUGGACCCACCUCUGCUACCGUCACCCUCACUGACACGGCUACGGUGAGUCCCCUUGCGUUACAAAGUAAACGAGAGCUGUUCUUCAAGUCGGAUUCGGUGAGCGGUGGCGUAAGCGCGACGGGCCCGCCCAGCGGCGCACCGCCAGCGCCUCCUAUCGCGCCCACCGCACUCAAGGAUGCCCUGGCGAAACGCUCCGCUACACUCCCGGACUCGUAUGACAGUAAUCAUCACGAAGCUAACGGCACAGCGCUCCCCACCAAACUCAGCAACAGCGUGUCAGUUGAUACACCGAAACUUUCAAAUUCUGCACCCCCGUCGACUCCAGCUCCACCGGUGCCAACCACGGCGCCACCCUCAGGACCUGUUCCACUUAGGAGUACUGAAAACAUUAUGAAGAAACCAGAGCACCCACCAGUUGCGCCAAAACCAGAUUUACCUAAGUUAGAAAAGCCAAAAACCAAAGAAUUAGACGGAUACGUUGGAUUUGCAAAUCUCCCAAACCAGGUGUACAGGAAAGCAGUAAAAAAAGGAUUUGAAUUUACAUUAAUGGUAGUAGGUGAAACAGGGCUCGGCAAGUCGACGUUAAUAAACUCUUUGUUCCUAACGGACGUGUAUGACAAAGAUAAGCACCCAGGACCAUCGCUGCGGGUGAAGAAAACGGUAGGCGUGGAAACCAGCGUUGUUUUGCUCAAGGAGAACGGUGUCAACCUCACGUUAACCAUCGUCGACACGCCCGGAUUUGGUGAUGCCGUUGAUAAUAGUAAUUGCUGGCAGCCCAUCAUAGAUUUUGUGGAGUCUAAAUACGAAGAGUUCCUGAAUGCGGAGUCCCGCGUGACUCGUAAGGCGGCGCCGCCCGACACCCGUGUCCACUGCUGCCUAUACUUCAUCGCACCCAGCGGACACGGACUGAAGCCGCUUGAUGUGGAAUUUAUGCAACGGCUCGGCGAUAAAGUCAACAUCAUUCCCGUCAUAGCGAAAGCUGACACCAUGACACCUGAAGAAUGCAAGGACUUCAAAGAACAGAUAAUGAAAGAAAUCGCGCAACACAAGAUCAAGAUCUACGAUUUCCCUGAGAGCAGCGGUGAGGAGGGCGAGGCGGCGGACGCGACGCGGGCUAUUCGAUCGCGCGUUCCCUUCGCCGUCGUUGGCGCUAACACCGUCAUAGAGCAAGACGGACGCCGCAUUCGCGGCAGGAAAUACCCUUGGGGCAUCGCGGAGGUGGAAAAUCUAGAGCACUGUGAUUUCUUGGCUCUGCGCAAUAUGGUGAUUCGGACUCACCUUCAGGACCUUAAAGACGUCACGAGCUCGGUACACUACGAGAACUAUCGCUGCCGUAAGCUCGCCGGCCUCUCUCACGAUGGCAAGCCGCAUAGGAUUAACUCUAACAAGAAUCCUUUGGCACAAAUGGAAGAGGAAAAGAGAGAACAUGAUCUUAAGAUGAAGAAGAUGGAAAGCGAGAUGGAACAGGUGUUCGAGAUGAAGGUCCGCGAGAAGCGUGCCAAGCUGAAGGAGUCGGAGGCGGAGCUGGCGCGGCGGCACGAGGCCACGCGGCGCGCGCUCGAGGCGCAGGCGCGCGAGCUCGAGGAGCGCCAGCGCGCGCUGCUCGCCGAGCGCGCCGCCUGGGAGCGCGAGACUGGCCUCUCGCUCGACGACCUGCGCCGCCGCUCGCUCGAGGCCAAUAGCAAGGAGACGGUGGAUGGCAAAGACAAAAAGGAUAAGAAAAAGAAAGAUUGGUCUUUUAAGAGUGUUACAACUGGAAUAGCAAUAUAAUAUGGACGCAGGUCCUAACACGACGCACCAAAUUAGUUUAGUGAGUUAUAGUUGUAUGGUUAUAUAGCAUAAUGGAGCAACGAUUAAUAAAAGACUACAGAACGUAAUAACACUGUAUUUGACAUGUUAAAAUGAACUAUUCAAUUAUACACGAUUCUAGAUAAUGUAACUUUUUAUUGUAUUUAUUUAUAGUUUAGAGUAUUCAGUGUUUUUUUUUUAUUUACCGUAAGCGAGGCCUAAUUUUUCCAAUUAUGUUUCCAAACGCAUUUGUAAACAAUAAUUUGUACGUGUUUUAUUUCGAGGACUUUUACUAUUUUCAUUAAGAAAAUAGUGCACAAACAUGUUUACAGCUUACAAUUAGACUUUUACGUCCACAGAGAUGCCAAAUAGCUUGUAAUAAUAACGAUCUGCGUUAAUCAGAAAUCGACGUCUAAUACUUUAUUGUAUUUUAAAUAUAUAUGUAUAUUGAAUUUUACAGGCAAUGACGAUUAUAGCGACGUGAUUUCUCAGCUCAAAUCUGUGAAAUUAAAGCAUAAGCCGAUAAUGCUUUACUAAUAAAUAUAGCAUUUCCGAAUAUAAAACACAGUUAAUGAGGCACUGUCGAGUCUUUGUUAUAUUUAUAAGUAAAGAUAUUACGUACUGUAGUUAUUCAAAAUUACUUUAGGUAUCUACACCAUUCUAAAUUUUAAUGUGAAAUUAGAUAAGAAAUAUUUUUUAAUUCUAUAUCAUUACAAAUAAUACAAUUUUGGCUUAUUGAGUGCAUUCGAGUAUUUGAACAAAGUGUGAACUCGCACGGCGUUUGCUAUAUUUAUAAGAAGGGUCACAGAGUGAACAAGCUCGCAGGAGAAAUCUUAUAUAUAUAGGGGUUUUCGAAAAAAUUGAAUUAAGAAAUAAAAUUGUUCUUACUGUACCUUACAAGGCUCAAUUUUGAAUGUCAACAAUUAUUUGUUGAGUGAAAGAAGGGACAUAUUUCAAGGGUGGUCAUUAAGUCCAUUUUUAUUUUUAAGUUCAUACAUAUUUCAAGGAAUUCUUAUGGAACGUAAUCUGCUGACACGAUGGUAACGUUGGACUCUCAUCUUUGCCUGUAACUAUUAUAAGAUUGUAUACUAAAAAACGAAAGUUACUAUCGUGUCGCGAAUGUUAAUCUCUCGUCGUCAACAAGCGAGCUUUGUUCGAGUAGGUUUCUACAUCGGUAGUGGGUAUAUUGUGCUUAGUGAUAUUAAAUUAUGCUCAUAGAUCAGUUGUGACAUAGACUCUAGCUCUAGCUAGGUGUUAGUGUUUCAUUAUAAUAAUAUAUAAGGAGUGAAACAAAUAGGGCUCAUCUAUAAAAAUGGAUAAAAUGGAAAAGAAUUCGUUUCGUGUUGACUGAUUUUUUUACUUUUAUAAUUUGUUUCUACAGUGACAUGCAUAUUUUCCGUUGUACUACAACAAAUAUUGUAUUUUUUGUAAAUAUAUUAAUUUGUUUAAUACGAUCAUAUAAAAUCGAUUAUAUGCCAAGUUACUCAAGUAAUGACUAGUUAUGAGCAAUAUGCAUAAUCUUUAUCUAAUCAGCAUGGCGUGGCAAAUUGUAUUAUUUCCUACAUUACAGUAUUGACUCUCUCAAUAAAGUAAGACAUUAGGUAGUAAGAUUAUGCUUAAUUUUGUAUUUUGUGUAGGGCCUCGGCCCGCUUUACCAUACUGAUCAUUUGCUUAGUCAUUACCGACGGAUAUGUGAUGUAAGUUGGAUGAGAAGUAAAGUGCAGACGAUGUAAUAUAUUGUACUUUGAAUGAAAUAUAAAUAAAUACGUAAUAUAUAGGAA
Molecule: messenger RNA, 4099 nt
Organism: Galleria mellonella (greater wax moth)
Lineage: Eukaryota; Metazoa; Arthropoda; Insecta; Lepidoptera; Pyralidae
Gene: pnut
Product: septin-7
Exons: 11
Coding region: 153-2300 (715 amino acids)
Biological process (GO): cilium assembly; cytoskeleton-dependent cytokinesis
Cellular component (GO): cell division site; microtubule cytoskeleton; septin complex
Molecular function (GO): GTP binding; molecular adaptor activity; GTPase activity
Source: RefSeq, a predicted model, not a curated record